Messenger RNA from Odocoileus virginianus texanus, 3783 nucleotides. The record is from RefSeq and is a predicted model, not a curated record. NCBI's taxonomy places the organism in Eukaryota, Metazoa, Chordata, Mammalia, Artiodactyla, Cervidae.
GCGGUGGCGGCGGCGGCGUCAUGGCGGAGGCGGCUUUGGACGCUGUGCGCAGGGAGUUACGAGAAUUCCCGGCUGCGGUAAGGGAGCUCAGCGUGCCUCUUGCUGUUCCCCACCUGGAUGAGCCCCCCAGUCCCCUCCACUUCUACCGGGACUGGGUCUGCCCCAACAGGCCCUGCAUCAUCCGAAAUGCCCUGCAGCACUGGCCAGCCCUCCGGAAGUGGUCCCUCCCCUACCUCAGGGCCACCGUGGGCUCCACAGAGGUGAGUGUGGCAGUGACCCCAGAUGGCUACGCGGAUGCCGUGCGAGGGGACCGCUUUGUGAUGCCUGCUGAGCGCCGCCUGCCCCUGAGCCACGUGCUGGACGUACUGGAGGGCCGAGCCCGACACCCUGGGGUUCUCUACGUGCAGAAGCAGUGCUCCAACCUGCCCACCGAGCUGCCCCAGCUGCUGCCUGAUGUGGAGCCCCACGUGCCCUGGGCCUCUGAGGCGCUGGGGAAGAUGCCUGAUGCUGUGAACUUCUGGCUGGGAGAGGCAGCUGCAGUGACAUCGUUGCAUAAGGACCAUUAUGAGAACCUCUACUGUGUGGUCUCAGGAGAGAAACGCUUCCUGCUGCAUCCACCCAGUGACCGGCCCUUCAUCCCCUAUGAACUGUAUACACAGGCAACCUACCAGCUAACUGAAGAGGGCUCAUUCAAGAUGGUGGAUGAAGAGGCCAUGGAGAAGGCAAAGGUGCCUGGGACCUGCUUACUCACCAUUCGUGUCCUGCAGGCUCGUGGCCUGCCCUCCAAGGACCUCGUGACCGCCUCUGACUGCUACGUGACCCUGUGGCUGCCCACGGCCUCCAGCCACCAGCUGCAAACGCGCACAGUCAAGAACUGCAGAAACCCCGUCUGGAAUCAAAGCUUCCACUUCCGAAUCCAUAGCCAGAUCAAGAACAUCGUGCAUCUUAGAGUCUUUGACCAGGACCUUCUGACCACGGAUGACCCUGUGUUGUCAGUGCUGUUUGAUGUGGGGACCUUGCGGGCUGGGGAGUCCCGGCGCGAGAGCUUCUCGCUGAGCCCUCAGUCAGAGGGCAGAGUUCAGCUUGUGGUUCACGGGUCCUGUGAGGGUCCACAGGAGGCCUCUGUGGGCGCCGGCUCCUUCCGCUUCCAUUGGCCGGCCUGCUGGGAGCAGGAGCUGAGUAUUCACCUGCAGGAUGCCCCCCAGGAGCAGCUGAAGGUGCCCCUGAGGGCCCUGCCUUCUGGCCAAGUGGUGCGACUCGUCUUCCCUACAUCCCAGGAGCCCCUGAUGAAAGUGGAGCUGAAAAAUGAAGAAGGACCCAGGGAACUGGCUGUGCGGCUGGGCUGCGGGCCCUGUGCUGAGGAGCAGGCCUUCCUGAGCAGGAGGAAGCAGGUGGUGGCCAAGGCCCUGCAGCAGGCCCUGCAGCUGGAUGGAGACCUGCGGGAAGAUGAGAUCCCAGUGGUUGCUGUUAUGGCCACCGGUGGUGGUAUCCGGGCCAUGACCUCACUGUAUGGGCAGCUGGCUGGCCUAAAGGCGCUUGGCCUCUUGGAUUGUGUCUCCUACAUCACGGGGGCCUCGGGCUCCACAUGGGCUUUGGCCAACCUCUACGAGGAUCCAGAGUGGUCUCAGAAGGACCUGGCAGGGCCCAUCGAGUCACUGAAGACCCAGGUGACCAAGAACAAGCUGGGCGUGCUAGCCCCCGGGAAGCUACUGCGGUACCAGCAGGAGCUGGCUGAGCGCGCCCGCCUGGGCCACCCGACCUGCUUCACCAACCUGUGGGCCCUCAUCAAUGAGGCGCUGCUACAUGAUGAGCCUCAUGACCACAAGCUCUCAGACCAGCGGGAGGCCCUGAGUCGAGGCCAGAACCCCAUGCCCAUCUACUGUGCUCUCAACACCAAGGAGCAGAAUCUGACCACCUUUGAAUUUGGGGAGUGGUGUGAGUUCUCCCCCUACGAGGUCGGCUUUCCCAAGUAUGGCGCCUUCAUCCCCCCCGAGCUCUUUGGCUCUGAGUUCUUCAUGGGGCGCCUGACAAAACAGCUUCCUGAGUCCCGCAUCUGUUUCCUGGAAGGUAUCUGGAGCAACCUGUAUGCAGCCAACCUCCAGGACAGCCUGUACUGGUCAUCCGAGCCCAGCCAGUUCUGGGACCGCUGGGCACAAGCUCGGGUCAGCCUGGACAAGGAGCAGGUCCCCCUUCUGAAGAUACAAGAGCCUCCCACGGUGGCUGGCAGGAUAGCAGAGGUUUUCACUGACCUUUUGACGCGGCGUCCACUUGCCCAGGCCACCCACAAUUUCCUACGUGGCUUCUCCUUCCACAAGGACUAUUUUCAGCAUCCUCACUUUGUUGCCUGGAAAGCUACCAAGCUGGACGGCCUCCCCAACGAGCUGACACCUGCAGAGCCCUACCUUUGCUUACUGGAUGUUGGCUACCUUGUCAAUACCAGCUGCCCACCCCUCCUGCCGCCCACACGGGACGUGGACCUCAUCCUGUCGCUAGAUUACAAUCUCCAUGGAGCCUUCCAGCAGCUGCAGCUUCUGGGUCGGUUCUGCCAGGAGCAGGGCAUCCCGUUCCCGCCCAUCUCACCCAGCCCUGAGGAGCAGCGCCAGCCCCAAGAGUGCCACCUCUUCUCGGACCCCACCCGCCCCGACAUCCCUGCCGUGUUGCACUUCCCUCUGGUCAACGCCUCCUUCAGGGACCACUCUGCCCCCGGGGUCCGGCGGACAGCUGAGGAGCAGGCAGCUGGGGAGGUGAACUUAUCUGCAUCCGACUCUCCCUACCACUACUCGAAGGUAACCUACAGCCUGGAAGAUGUGGACAAGCUGCUCCGCCUGACGCAGUACAACAUUUGCAACAACCAGGAGCGGCUGCUGGAGGCCCUGCGUGAGGCUGUGCAGAGGCGGAGGCAGCGCACACAGCGCCGGCCCGAGUGAUGGGCGGGAAGGGGCCACGUCCGGCCCCACGGCCCCCGACUCUCUUUAAGGCUCACUUCUUGGCUGCCUUGCUACUCUGGUUGAGUUGGGGUGGUCACCAGCUUCCACAACCUCUAGCGGUUUGGACAGCCCAGUUGUGGUCUCCAGCCCUCCGAGGGGCUCACCAGGGUGCACUGCUUGGCACUAUCCAGACACUGAAUUCACCAGCACCCCUGCUGUGGACACCCUGGGGUAGGUGGAGGGUUUUAAACAGGGGCUAUGGCCUGGUCUGCAGGAUGUGGCCAGAGAAGAUUCAGAGGUUCUGGGCAGUGUGGGCCAUAUUUGUGUAAGCACACGGAGCCCCAUGACCUGUGUGUCCUUUUGCUUCCUUGCUACCUCGAGUAGCUGUACAGGGUGAAAUAGAGCACUUUACGUAUCACAGAGACGCAUACAAACAAGAGGUGUGACAGAUUACUGUUACUGCUGCCAAAAAGGGACAGGUCAUUCCCCCUCUUGGUUAGGCAUGGUAAGGAUGGGUGUAGAAAACAAAACCUCUCCCGCGGCGCCUUGCAGAGCAGGCUGUGAGCUCAUGGCCGUGUCUGCUCCACCCAAGCUCACUCUCUUCAAGCAGAGAGGAGGCCAUAUUGCUGCUGCAGCCCUGGCCCUGCCCAGAUGACUCACAGGUAAUGCCAGCCAGCACCCCAUCCUCCUCACCCGGGGACUCAGUCGAAGGGCUGCUUCCUGUCCCACAGUAGGGGCGACCAGACGUGGGACCAGAUGAGCCAGAUAGACAGUGCUAAGGGUGUGACUUCAGCAGGCUCUGACCUUGGUGGGGCCCAUCUCCGGAUGAGGAGCCAGCUAGUCCAGAAGUUUGUCC